CGGUAACCUAACUUAUUGAGUCAUUGGCUCAUUGCUCAAAUUCAGAUCUAAAUCCUGCAUCUUUCCGCUUUCCCUCACACUUUCUCUCUCCUCCUUUCUAUUAUCUAUCUCUCCUCCAAUGCUUUGCCUUUCAGCAAUCCACUGAUGAACAACUACUGAUCACCGAACAAUUUCCACUGUUUUCCUUCAAUUCUUCCCCGAUUUCGCACAUUCAGUCUUCGAUUUUACUGUCAAUAAGGGUGUAGUGUGCUCUUUCAACAGUUGCCAUGUGGAAGUUUAAGCCCUUUGCACAUAAAGAACCAACAGGACUUGAGGGCCGCUAUUUUGAUAUUGGUGACAUUAAAGUUAAUGUGAAAAAUGUCAUUGCCGAGGGAGGAUUCUCUUGUGUUUACUUGGCUAAAGAUGCCUUGGAUGGAUCAAAGCAGUAUGCUUUAAAGCAUAUCAUAUGCAAUGACCAGGAGUCAAUGGACUUGGUCAUGAAGGAGAUUCAAGUGAUGAAAUCGCUCAAAGGACACCCUAAUGUUGUUACUCUGUACUCUCAUACUAUAAUGGACAUGGGUAGGACUAAAGAAGCACUUCUUGUGAUGGAAUGUUGUGAGAAAUCUCUGGUAAAUGUUUUGGAAAGUAGAGGAACUGGCUACUAUGAUGAGAAACAAGCCUUGACCAUUUUUAGGGAUGUUUGCAACGCAGUCUUUGCAAUGCAUUGUCAUUCUCCACCAAUUGCCCACCGUGACUUGAAAGCAGAGAAUCUUUUGCUGGGCUCUGAUGGGCUAUGGAAAUUGUGUGACUUUGGAAGCACCUCUACCAAUCACAAGCGCUUUGAGAAACCUGAAGAAAUGGGCAUUGAAGAAGACAACAUCAGGAAGCACACGACACCUGCUUAUAGAGCACCUGAGAUGUGGGAUUUGUACCGAAGAGAUCUCAUAAGUGAGAAAGUGGAUAUUUGGGCUCUUGGUUGUUUGCUCUACCGAAUUUCCUAUCUCAAAUCAGCAUUUGAUGGAGAGUCAAAGCUACAGGUUCUGAAUGGAAAUUACCGUAUCCCAGAUUUACCAAAAUACAGUGCAGCUAUCACUGAUUUAAUCCGAGACAUGCUUAACUCUUCUCCAGAGUCCAGACCAGACAUCACACAGGUCUGGUUUCGUGUCAAUGAGCAAUUGCCUGUCGGAUCACGGAAGUCAUUACCUGAUCGGCCACCUCAUAUGCGUGAAACAGCUCCUGAUAUCACUGAAGGAAACUCCAAGGUUAUGUCCAGGGCUUCAAAUCUAGUGCCUCGGAGAAGCCCGCCACCUGUGCCAUCAUCAAUUGAAACAACUAAUUCGUCGACUUCAAACGCUUCCAAGGGUGGGUUUGGAGGGGGUGCUUUUUGGUCAACAGAGCACGCUAAGGAUACUCUUGUCCCAGAGGAAAAAGGUGCACCGAAAUUUGAUGAUGAAUCAGUGACCUGGAAAGACGAUAGAAGCCGGCCAGAAAAAUUUAAUUUGCCCGGUAAAGCUAGUCCUUCUGGGAGGGAAAAUAGUCAGGCUAAUCCAAUGAAGUCCAGUAGUGCCUCAACUUUUGAAAACGAGGCUUUCAACACCUUUGUUGCUGAGUUUGACACAGCUAAACUCAGUCCAACUGACAAUGGAAUGAAAUCAAAGGAUAACUCCUUGGAAUCUGAGAUAGAAAGACUAAAGGAGCAUUUGAAGCAAGCUAAUGCAGAAAAGGCAGAGAUUACUUCAAAAUACGAGAAACUUACUGCAAUCUGUCGAUCACAGAGGCAAGAGUUACAGGAGCUGAAGCAGGCGUUGGCUGCCAGAACUCCUUCACCGAAAAUGGAGUCUACAAGGAACCAACCACCCUCCACCAAUAAAGCCGCAACUUCUCAGAGAGCAAAAAGCGAAGGUACAGUGUUGGAGCUCCAACAAGGUUUGUUUGACAAAAGUACGACAAGCCCAGAAUUGAAGCAAUGGCAAGCGUUUCCCAAUACACCGACAUCUACAGCCGAGGCAUCUAAAUCUGUUAGGACUAAAAAUGGUCACUCCAACAAGCAAGAUGCUUCGGCUGGAUCAACCCAAGAUAGUUGGGGAUUUGGUAAUGACAGCUUCACUGCAGUUCCUGCUGCCAGCUCUCGGAUCUCUAGAUCUGGCGAAGGAAGUACUUCCCUACGUUUUGGGGAUUCAAAUAAGUUAGGAAGCAAGAAUACAGCUUCUAAACCAGCUGGCUGGGCUGGUUUCUAACUCAUUCAGGAAGGAAAGGGGAGUUAUUUUGCUGUAAUAAUUUGUUCAUAUAACUUUGCAAGAGGUAAACAUCGUGUUCCUCGUUGUAUUUAGAGAUUGUCUGAAAGCCAAUUGAUGAUUUUACGUUGGCUGGUGACUUGGGGUUAUAUAAAUCAAUUGAUGAUCUCGGUGAAUUUAAGGAAUUUUGUAGAUCUCCCAAGUUGGUAUACCAUUUAUAAGGAAAUAUUGUGUUGCAAUGUUCUACGUACUACAGACCUACAAUAUGUCAUAUAUGAGUAUAUAGUAAUCUCCUCUUUUUGCAGGUGUUAUAUUAUACUACCUUCAUUUUGCAA
Spinacia oleracea (spinach) is the source of this 2548-nucleotide messenger RNA. RefSeq lists its product as uncharacterized. Gene Ontology annotation, molecular function: protein serine/threonine kinase activity; ATP binding. Bases 267 to 2216 code for a protein of 649 amino acids. Gene Ontology annotation, biological process: protein phosphorylation. Lineage: Eukaryota; Viridiplantae; Streptophyta; Magnoliopsida; Caryophyllales; Amaranthaceae. Gene Ontology annotation, cellular component: cytoplasm. The record is from RefSeq and is a predicted model, not a curated record. The transcript is spliced from 8 exons.